GAUCCCGGACCGCUAAUCUUCAGUGCUAAUACCUUUGGCCGGCAUCAUGAAUACUCUGGUUGCUCUCUGUGUGGUCGUCUCUGCCGCAGUCUCGGCUUACGACUUCCAAGACGCCGAAUUCAAUCAACUCUUAGCAUCAGAUUUAGAAGAUGGAUUUGACUCUCUAUAUUCACUUCCUGUGAACAGUCGCGUUAGACGAGCAGAAGAGGCAGUAACACAGUCACCGAACGAAGAUGAUAAAUGCAAAAAAAGACAUAGAAGACCGAAAGCAUGUUGUGCCGACGAACUGCUCGACCAGAUCCAUGAAAAAGACAAAGAAUUAGUAAGAAGUUGCUUUAGGGAAGUUUUGGGAGUUGAUAAACACGAACAUCAUCGCAGAGGUGAUCCAUUCAGCUGCGAACAAGCUGAGAAAAGACGAAAUGACAUGACUUGUGUAUUCCAAUGUGUUGGACAAAAGAAAGGCGUGGUUGGAGAAGAUGGAAAACCUAAACCAGAAGAAAUCACCAAAACUCUAAAAGAAAAUUUCGCUAAAGAAUCUUGGUUUGAGCCAUCAAUUGAAAAGGUCGUUAGUACUUGUUUAAAAGAAGCUGAAAAUGCUACAGCGACUCAAGUAAAACCUGCCUCAGAAGAUGUGAAAAUUUGUAAUCCCUCCGGAAUAACUCUAAAACACUGCAUAUUCAGAGAAGUUCAGUUGAGCUGCCCAGCCGAUCAGAUCAAAGACCAGAAAGCUUGCGAACGUUUUCAGGAAAGAAUCAAAAAAGGAAUACAUUUUUUUGAGCCAGCACCGCCACCGUUUGAUGGACCCAGAGACGAAUAAAUUAUUUCUAUCAUAUUUUAGCUGUAAGGUUUUUGAAACUUAAAUAAAACAUAUUUUUUUCUAAAAA
Messenger RNA from Sitophilus oryzae (rice weevil), 884 nucleotides. RefSeq lists its product as uncharacterized. The record is from RefSeq and is a predicted model, not a curated record. Bases 47 to 817 code for a protein of 256 amino acids. Gene Ontology annotation, molecular function: odorant binding. The transcript has 5 exons. NCBI's taxonomy places the organism in Eukaryota, Metazoa, Arthropoda, Insecta, Coleoptera, Curculionidae.